CUUCCUUAACCCUAGCCACAUUGGGAGCAAAAUCAACAGCUAAGAGCAGCGGGUAACCCCUCUUUACUUCUCGUCAUCGUUUAGGUCUUCCAUUUCCCUGAGUGAAGAGUGGGUUUCCCUCUCUGCGUCGUUAAGAUGAAUCGGGAAAAAUUGAUGAAGAUGGCCGGUUCAGUUAGAACCGGUGGAAAGGGCACAAUGAGGAGAAAGAAGAAGGCUGUCCACAAGACAACCACCACAGACGACAAAAGGCUUCAGAGCACCCUCAAAAGAAUAGGCGUUAACGCCAUCCCCGCCAUCGAGGAAGUUAACAUCUUCAAGGAUGAUGUUGUUAUCCAGUUUCUAAACCCCAAAGUUCAAGCAUCCAUUGCUGCUAAUACUUGGGUUGUUAGUGGUGCCCCACAAACAAAGAAGUUGCAGGAUAUUCUCCCCAACAUUAUCCACCAAUUAGGACCAGAUAACUUGGAAAACCUAAAGAAGCUAGCGGAACAGUUUCAGAAGCAGGCUCCUGAGGCAGGUGCUGCUUCAGCCGCGGCACAAGAGGAGAAUGAUGACGACGUCCCAGAGCUUGUUCCCGGGGAGACUUUUGAGUCAGCUGCUGAGGAGGCCAAGGCUUAGAAGAGUUUUGUUGUGCAAUCAUUAUUAUAUAUCUCCUAUGUUUGUUAAAUCUUUUUCCCCCCUAGUUACUCAAACUUUAGUAAUUUGAGGCAUUGUUUAGUUCUCCUGUCAUACACUUCAAUUACCUGUUAAAUUAAAUCUGCUUUGCCUAAUCUAGGGAAAAAGCGUUUGGC
Arachis duranensis is the source of this 788-nucleotide messenger RNA. RefSeq names its product basic transcription factor 3. Bases 136 to 615 code for a protein of 159 amino acids. Gene Ontology annotation, cellular component: cytosol; nascent polypeptide-associated complex. Lineage: Eukaryota; Viridiplantae; Streptophyta; Magnoliopsida; Fabales; Fabaceae. The record is from RefSeq and is a predicted model, not a curated record. The transcript is spliced from 6 exons.